Messenger RNA from Pipistrellus nathusii (Nathusius's pipistrelle), 1170 nucleotides. The record is from the annotation of a GenBank genome assembly. NCBI's taxonomy places the organism in Eukaryota, Metazoa, Chordata, Mammalia, Chiroptera, Vespertilionidae.
AUGUCGCUGGUGUUGCUGAGUUUGGCUGCGCUGUGCCAGGGUGCCCUGUCCCAGGAGCCGACGAUUCAGUGUGGCUCUGAGAAUGGACCGUCUCCAGAGUGGCUGGUCAGUCACACUCUGACCCCAGGAGACUUGAGGGACCUUCGAGUGGAACCUGUUGUAACGAAAAGCUCUUCAAUUUUGAUGAACAUUAGCUGGAUACUCCGAGCAGAUGCCAGCAUCCGCUUUCUGAAGGCCACCAAGAUCUGUGUGUCGGGCAAAAGCAACGUCCAGUCCUACGGCUGCGUGAGGUGCAAUUACACAGAGGCCUUCCAGACUCAGACCAGACCCUCUGGCGGCAAAUGGACGUUUUCCUACAUUGGUUUCUCUGUGGAGCUGAACACUCAAUACUUCAUUGGGGCCCAUAACAUCCCCAAUGCAAAUAUGAAUGAUGACAGCCCCUCACUGUCUGUGAAUUUCACCUCACCAGGCUGCCUAGACCAUCUAAUGAAAUACAAAACUCAGUGCAUCCAGGCAGGCAGAAGCGUGCUCAAUGGCUGGCUGCCUCUCCUCCUGGCCCCACUGGCCGCCCUGUGGAUGCUGGCGGUUGGGAUCUGUCUCCUGCGGAGGCAUGAAAGGAUCAGUACUUCCUUCCCCACCACCACGCUAUUGCCCCCCAUUAAGGUUCUUGUGGUCUACCCACCCGAAAUAUGUUUCCAUCACACAGUCUGUAACUUCACUGAGUUUCUUCAGAACCACUGCAGAAGCGAGGUUAUCCUGGACAAGUGGCAGAGAAAGAAAAUAGCCGAGAUGGGUCUGGUGCAGUGGCUCACCACGCAGAAGCAAGCCGCGGAAAAAGUCAUUUUCCUUCUUUCCAAUGAUGUCAACCCCGUGUGUGAUGGCACCUGCGGCAAGAGCAAGGGCAGCCAUCAUGAGAACGCCCAAGACCUGUUUCCCCUGGCCUUCAACCUCUUCUGCAGCGACCUGAGGAGCCAGACUCAUCUGCAAAAAUACCUAGUGGUCUACUUUAGAGAGGCUGAAACCAAAGACGAUUACAAUGCUCUCAACGUCUGCCCCCGGUACUACCUCAUGAAGGACGCUGCCGCUCUCUGCACGAAACUGCUCCACGCUGAGCGGCAAGCGUUGGUGGGGAAAAGGCUGAAAGCCUGCCACAGCCUCUCCUCCGUGUAG